AUGGGCCUGGGGCUGGCUGAUGAUAAACAGGGCCGAUGGGAGGAACAGCAGGGCAGUUGCCGGCUUCUUGUUAUCUCUGUCCUGCAGAUGCGGGUAGUGGCCGGCCGGCGUGAGGGAAAGCGCUUCUACUCCAUGCAGGAAGCACUUCCGCGGGGGCAAGCGGUGGGCAAGAAGCGGCGCCCCGCGAAGGUUUCGAACUGCUCGGAGGACGAGUACCAGGCCUUCCCGAUCGAGUUCAAGAGGGAGCUGACCCGGGAGCGACCCGCGGAUCUGAGUUCAGAGGCUGAGGCUGAGGCCGAGGCCCAGGCCAGGGCGGGGCCGCCAAGAAGGACGACGGGCCCUAGAGCACGGAGCAAGCGCUGCGGCGGCUUCUUGAGCUGGAAGAAGGGCCAGACAUCCAUGGUGACGCUGUUCAAGAACUCCCACAAGAAGGGCCAGUGCGGAGCCGGGCACAGGCCUCACUCCCCGCUGGCGAGGGAAGCCACCCCAAGUCCCCUGCCCGCCAGCCUUCUGGUCCCUGAAGCUGCCUGUAAUUAG
Fukomys damarensis (Damara mole-rat) is the source of this 537-nucleotide messenger RNA. RefSeq names its product proopiomelanocortin (gene Pomc). NCBI's taxonomy places the organism in Eukaryota, Metazoa, Chordata, Mammalia, Rodentia, Bathyergidae. The record is from RefSeq and is a predicted model, not a curated record.